CAGACAGUUCUAUUAGCUUUGAGACUUUAGUCUGAACUAGCCUGCCAUUGUGUUUUCUCAAUGUUCCAAAUUAUGAACUCGAUGUUGGCCUGUCUUUUUCAGCUACCAUUUUGUCCUGGAACCACCCAGCAAACCUUCUUUGCUCUCUUUUUGGCUUUCUCACUCUAUUUACUUCUGCACUUUUGGCUGGUUCCUGGAGGCUUUGCAUGGCGAAACUACAACCUAAAUGGUGCCCCUAAACUAAGGGGCCCAUCAGGCUGGCCCUUGUUAGGGACACUGCCGCAAAUGGGCUCUUUGGCUCAUCGUAAACUGGCCACCAUAGCAGCUUCCUUUGGCUGCACUGGGCUCAUGGCAUUGAGUUUAGGUACCACACCCGUGAUCAUUAGUAGUGACCCAGAAACUGCCAAGGAAAUCCUAUCUUCACCUUCAUUCUCAGACCGUCCCAUCAAGGCAUCAGCUCGUUUGCUGAUGUUUGAACGAGCCAUAGGAUUUGCUCCUCAUGGCACUUACUGGCGCCACUUGAGGAGGAUUUCAGCAAGUUACAUGUUCUCCCCUAGGAGAAUAUCCAGCCUUGAGGGAGUUCGACAAUGCCUCGCAGAUGCAAUGUCAGAAAAUGUAGUGAAUGAGAUGAAGGGUAGAGGAGCUGUUGAGUUGAGAGGAAUAUUACAGGAUGUUUCUUUGAAGAAUAUGUUGGAAAGUGUCUUUGGAAAUAAUUUGGGUAGUGAAGGGGAAGAGUUAGGGCCGAUGGUUAGGGAAGGUUAUGAGUUAAUUUCUGAGUUCAAUUUAGAGGAUUAUUUCCCCUUAGGUCUAUUAGACUUUAAUGGAGUAAAAAGGAGAUGCCAUAAGUUAGCUUGCCGGGUUAACAAACUUGUAGGGCAGAUCAUUGAAGUUAGGAAAAAGGAUUUAGACCUUAAGAAGAGAAAUGAUUUCCUAAGUGUGUUGCUAUCUUUGCCCAAUGAAGAACAACUUAGUCAUUCUGAUAUGGUGGCUGUCUUAUGGGAAACAAUCUUUAGAGGGGCUGACACAGUUGCCACACUUCUUGAGUGGACCAUGGCAAGAAUGGUUCUACACCAAGAUGUCCAAGCAAAGGCUCAAGAAGAGUUGGACUCAUGCAUUGGGAACAACCAGAGGCAAGUCCUUGAUUCAGAUCUCCAAAACCUUCCAUAUCUUCAAGCCAUAGUCAAGGAGGUCCUUAGGCUUCACCCUCCGGGCCCACUUCUUUCGUGGUCCCGCUUAGCGAUCCAUGAUGUCUAUGUCGGCAAGGUUAAAAUUCCAGCUGGGACAACUGCUAUGGUCAACAUGUGGGCUAUAACCCAUGACCCAACAAUAUGGAAUGAUCCAUGGACAUUCAAGCCUGCUAGGUUCAUCGAGGAGGAUGUAUCCAUCAUGGGCUCGGAUUUAAGGCUUGCACCAUUUGGGUCAGGGCGUAGGGUGUGCCCAGGAAGAGCAUUGGGCUUGGCCACUGUCCAUCUUUGGUUGGCCCGAAUGCUUCACCAAUUCAAGUGGUUGCCAGCCGAAUCUGAACCUGUGGAUCUUUCUGAGCGCUUGAGACUUUCACUUGAAAUGAAGAAACCAUUAAGUUGCUCUGUGUUUACUCGAAACUAGCUUAACUUUGUUAAGCAAUCCAUAAAUGUUUAGAGGAACCAUUAAGUGAAUAGCUUGAAAGAUGGAUUAUUAACUGCUAGAUUAGCUCAACAGAGCUUGAAGUUGUAUCCAUUAUAGUAAUAGGCAAUAGCAUCGCAAAAAGUCAUAUGUGAUAUGUCUGAGGAGCUUCGAUAAUAGUAUGUUGCUAAUUGCUAUAAUAUUGAUAAUAAUUAUGUAUUGUUUUCUUUUUUAAAGCGUUGAUGAAUGAUGAUGGGUGACAUGUAAUUUGAUGCAUAUAUAUAUAUGAUAUAUUAC
This is a messenger RNA of Amaranthus tricolor (Joseph's coat), 1899 nucleotides long. RefSeq names its product cytochrome P450 78A4-like. NCBI's taxonomy places the organism in Eukaryota, Viridiplantae, Streptophyta, Magnoliopsida, Caryophyllales, Amaranthaceae. Bases 61 to 1605 code for a protein of 514 amino acids. Gene Ontology annotation, molecular function: heme binding; iron ion binding; monooxygenase activity. The transcript has 2 exons. The record is from RefSeq and is a predicted model, not a curated record.